Molecule: messenger RNA, 2155 nt
Organism: Nematolebias whitei (Rio pearlfish)
Lineage: Eukaryota; Metazoa; Chordata; Actinopteri; Cyprinodontiformes; Rivulidae
Gene: kcnj12b
Product: potassium inwardly rectifying channel subfamily J member 12b
Exons: 2
Coding region: 435-1697 (420 amino acids)
Biological process (GO): regulation of monoatomic ion transmembrane transport; potassium ion import across plasma membrane
Cellular component (GO): plasma membrane
Molecular function (GO): inward rectifier potassium channel activity
Source: RefSeq, a predicted model, not a curated record
CUCCAAGUGUCGCUGAAGUCUUUUUUUCCACUUCUGAUCCACUGGAUAACAGCUGAGCAGCAACUCUGGAGUAUUUAACAGCAGGAAAGAUUGAAAUCUCCAGUUCUGAGCAGAAACAGAUUAUUUUAAAUUAGGCAGAAGGAUGAAGAUCCUCUCUGAUCGUUUACUGUCCUGCUUCAGGAGGAUAGAGUGGUUCUACCCUUAGCAGGAGAGAAGACACGCUGCAAGGGAAAACAUGCAACAGUUUGGCUAAAGGGAAAGAAACUGGGACGUCUGGGAGAAGUUAUUCAUCUACAAUAAACAAGAACACAUGCAGAAAAGGAACUGACAACUGAUUCUAGCUUGUGCUGGACUGAGCUGUGCACCUCUGUGAGCCUGCUCAGUGAUUGAUGAGCGGGACUGGUAGUACCCCCCUGGCUGUGUUUCACUGAGGCAUGAGUGUGGGAAGAGCUCACCACCACAGCUUCCUGUCUUGUGAAGAAGAAGGACUCAGACUGAGUACCAUGCCGGCUGUGGGCAGCUUUGGCAACGGCAAGAUCCAUACAAGGCGCAAAUGCCACAGCCGGUUCGUCAACAAGACCGGCCAGUGCAACGUCCACUUCUCGAACAUGGAUGAUAAGUCCCAAAGGUACAUAUCGGAUAUUUUUACAACUUGUGUAGACAUCCGCUGGCGAUACAUGUUCCUGCUGUUCAGCCUGGCAUUCGUGGUGUCCUGGCUGACAUUCGGCCUAGCGUUCUGGAUCAUUGGUCUCCUGCAUGGUGACAUGGACAGAAUAGAUGAGAGUUUUGUUCCUUGUGUCACAAAGGUCAACACCUUUGUUGCAGCCUUUUUGUUCUCCAUUGAGACCCAGACGACCAUUGGGUACGGAGCCCGCUGUGUGACCGAAGAAUGCCCUGCAGCUGUCUUCAUGGUUGUCUUUCAGUCCAUCAUGGGCUGCAUCAUUGAUGCUUUUAUGAUUGGUGCCAUCAUGGCCAAGAUGGCAAGACCUAAGAAGCGUGCAGAGACGCUACUGUUUAGCCACAACGCAGUAAUCGCAAUGCGAGAUGGAAAACUGUGCCUCAUGUUCAGGGUUGCUAAUCUGAGGAAGAGCCACAUUGUGGAGGCUCAUGUACGAGCCCAGCUGGUUAAGCCUCGCUACACAGAGGAGGGUGAGUACAUCCCCUUGGAUCAGAUUGACAUGAACGUUGGAUAUGACAAAGGCACAGACCGUCUGUUUUUGGUUGCACCUCUCACCAUCAUACAUGAGAUCGAUGAAGAAAGCCCACUGUUUGGCAUCAGUAAGCAAGACCUCGAAACGUCUGACUUUGAGAUAGUGAUCAUACUCGAAGGGUUGGUGGAGGCCACGGCCAUGACGACACAAGCACGCAGCUCCUACCUACCCUCCGAAAUCCUGUGGGGUCACCGCUUCGAGCCCAUCAUCUUCGAGGAGAGGAGCCAGUACCGGAUAGAUUACGCCUACUUCCAUAAAACCUUUGAAGUGCCAUCCACGCCCAGGUGCAGCGCCAAGGACAUGGAGGAGAGAAAAUUCCUAACUUCUGGCGCCAACUCCUUCUGCUACGAGAACGAGCUGGCCUUCAUCAGUAGGGAUGAGGAGGUAGACGAAGGUGAAGCGAAAGAGCAGGAUAAAAUGUGUUUGUCUGAGCUGACAGAAACUGAUCGUAAUCAACCGUCUUCUCGAAGAGAAUCAUCGCUUUAACUUUUAUCUAAUGAGUUGGAGUUUUGUGGAUGCAGAGCCCUAUGAACGGCACUCGGCUGAAAUGAGAGCGCCAAAGAGAACGUUUCUGCUGCAGAUGGAAGAUCAGUGAUCCAUUUGCACUGGAAAAGCCCUUCUCCCUCCCUGUAAUGGUUGUUGAGCUUUAUCAGAUGCAAACCGUUCUGUUUUAAUGCAGAGAUCCUAAUUCUUUACAGUGCAUGAAAACAACAUGGUUGUAUGUGCAAAAUCUGAAAGCAAAACGUAAAAGAUUUGAUCAACGCUUCCUAUAUAUAUAUCCUCAAAUAUGCAACUUGUGAAGAAGAUUGAAGUUCGCCAUUGAUGACAUUAUAUAAAAAAGCAAGCUUGUAGAAUUUCCGCUGGAAUCUUCCUACAUUUAAAGACACAUAAACGAGUUUUGUAACUACACUACUUGAAGUGCAGAGAACUAUGGUGAACACAAU